UAAGUUUUCGAAAAGAAUCAAUUGCGGCGCACGGCACGGUGCUGGAGUACGGGUGUAUCAGUAAACCGGAAGUCGUCGGUUAAUACGUUUCUCCACAUCACAUCAUUCGCGAGUCGCGAGUCGUGUCGUGUGUGUGUGGUUUUAUGAAUAUACACGAUGGUCAUCCAACAAGAGGUGGUUUCGAGAGCCGAAGAGAUCGCCGAUCAGGUGAUACGAAAUGGAAAACACGUGUUACCCACACUUGCCCGGUUGUGUCUUAUCGCAACAUUUCUGGAAGAUGGCUUACGAAUGUGGUUUCAAUGGACUGAGCAAAGAGAAUACAUGGAUAUGUCUUGGAAUUGCGGAAAAUUCUUGGCUACUCUAUUUGUCCUGAUUAAUUUGAUCGGGCAGCUGGGAGGCUGUGUUAUGGUCAUUGCCAGAUGGCGGGUCAGCAUAGCUUGUGGAGCAUUAUUCUUCAUCGUCGUUCUUCAAACUUUUGCCUACAGCAUUCUCUGGGAUCUACAAUUCUUAUUCAGGAAUUUAGCUCUUAUCGGAGCACUGUUAUUGGUCCUAGCCGAAUCAAGAGUCGAGGGAAGAUCCCUCUUCGCAGGUGUUCCGACUCUGGGCGAGAAUAAACCCAAGAAUUUGUUACAAUUAGCUGGAAGAGUGUUGCUGGCUUUUAUGUUCAUUACGCUCAUACGAUUCGAAGUUUCAUUCCUCCAAAUACUUCAAGACAUUCUUGGGAGUAUUCUUAUGGUUUUAGUCACUAUUGGAUACAAGACUAAACUUAGUGCAUUACUCCUCGUAUUACUUCUCUCUGCUCUCAACUUGUAUCACAACGCAUGGUGGACCAUUCCAGAUUAUAAACCAUUGAGGGACUUUCUCAAAUAUGACUUCUUCCAGACUUUAUCGGUGAUAGGAGGCCUCUUGAUGAUCGUAUCUUUGGGGCCUGGCGGCGUUUCAAUGGACGAGCAUAAGAAAAAAUGGUAGAUGACCUACCGAUUAUCAUUAUUGUCACCACCAAAUCAUCACCAACAUAAAGUUAAAUUUCUCAAUCCCGUAUAAGUUACUCUGGCUCAAACCAUUUUAACUUCAGAACUGGGAACCUUGAGCGUCGAGCACAGUGCUGUGCACAAGUAAAUGAAUUUUAGACUAACGAGACAAUGUUUAAACAACGCUGAACACCUCUAAUGUACAUCAAAAUGAUACCUAUUAGACAAAGUGGAGUGACCGAAAUGCCUUGGAAGCAGCAGUUUUACUAUUUGCAGAUACGUGAAAGUAUAAUAGAACUAAUUUAUACUAUUGCUAUAAUAUUGUAUAUAUGGCAGUACAUUUAUUAUGAAAAAUAUAUUUUUUGGUGUGUUUUUAAUCUCUGUAUAUUUGGUCUGAAUAUGUACGUAACACUCAAAAUAUUUUCAUUAAUUCAUAACAACUUGGCUAGACAUAGAUGCACAACCAUAGUGACUCCGACUUCCCAGAAAUACAAUAAAUCAGAAUUGAAAAAGCAA
This is a messenger RNA of Athalia rosae (coleseed sawfly), 1487 nucleotides long. It is a transcript of the gene Surf4, whose product is annotated as surfeit locus protein 4 homolog. Lineage: Eukaryota; Metazoa; Arthropoda; Insecta; Hymenoptera; Athaliidae. The transcript is spliced from 3 exons. The record is from RefSeq and is a predicted model, not a curated record. Gene Ontology annotation, biological process: Golgi organization. Gene Ontology annotation, cellular component: membrane; endoplasmic reticulum; endoplasmic reticulum-Golgi intermediate compartment. Bases 157 to 969 code for a protein of 270 amino acids.